CGAAGUGGUUAUGGUUUGAAAAAGAGGCGGCAGCACAAUGGCGGCUGAAGAGUCUUUAGAAAGUUCUGCGAAGGCUCUUAUGAGCAUAAAGGAAGGUAGUAGCAGUAGCACUGGUUUUGUAUCACCUAACAGAAGAGGAAAUCCUCCAAGAAUACGACGUAAGAAUCAGCGGUAUCACAAUGAUGAUGAAGAAACAACCUAUUCUCCAGCUAGAUCACCCAAAAAACAGGCUAAAGUUGCAUCAUCAGGGACUCGCAGUGCAGUAUUAUCAGCUACAGAUAAACGUUUAGCCCAGUCUAUAGGUGUUCGAUUAAGAAAUCUACUCAAGCUACCUAAAGCACAUAAAUGGGUGUGCUAUGAGUGGUUUUAUUCUAAUAUUGACGCGCCACUUUUCCUUGGAGAAAAUGAUUUUUGUAUCUGUUUACGAGAAUCAUUUCCAGAAUUAAAAACAAAGAAACUAAAUCGUAUUCAAUGGAACAAAAUUAGACGUUUAAUGGGCAAACCAAGAAGAUGCUCUCCAGCAUUUUUUCUAGAAGAGCGAUCAGUAUUAGAUGAAAGACGAGAUAAGAUGAGAUUAUUACAACAGAGAAAAUUAUCGGAAUGUAAUAGUUUAAAAGAUCUUCCUGAUGAAAUACCUCUACAUUUAGUCAUUGGCACAAAAGUAACAGCUCGUCUAAGACAUCCCCAAGAUGGUUUAUUUACUGGAACGAUAGAAGCUUUGGACACAGUUGACAAUACUUAUAGAGUUAUAUUUGAUAGACCAGGACUAGGAACACAUUCUAUACCAGAUUAUGAAGUUUUGAGUAAUGAUGCUCCUGAAACGAUACCUCUGUCAGCUUUUCAACAUAAACAACGACCUAGACACGGACAUGGUUUAUUCUCACCACCUAAAUUUAUACCUAACCUUGGCUCACCAAAUCCACAACUUGAUAAUGAUCCCUUAUUGAGUGGUUCUCCAUUUAAAGGAAGGUUAUUGAGUUUAGAAGGAGGAACAUAUGGUGGUUUUCCUAUUAAAUUUUUAGUUCUUGUUACAAGAUUAUCGAAGAUAUUAACAAUAAAGAAAGAUUGGAUACAACAAUUAAAAGAAAUGAAUACACAAGCAGAGAAAUUGAAAUCAUAUCAGCAGCCCAUUACAGUUGACUUUCAGCGGAAAUAUGCAAAUAUAGUUUUAGAAUUAGAUAAAUUGAAUAAAGAUUUAAAUGAAUAUUUAAUGGGUGUGCAAGACUUCUGUCAAGAGCUUGGUCCACCUCAUGGUUUAGUGCCAAUAGAUCAACCAUCAGAAAUCAAGAGAAAAUGCGAUGAGGAGGCUCAAGAUUUGGUCACGAAAAUAUGCAGGGGUAUGUUCUCAAACAAGAAGACCUCUAAGAAUGAAAGGGUAUUAGGACUGGUUUCUAAUCUUACAUCCCUUAUGCUCCAGAUUAGGACAUUUACGCAAAAUGAUUUUAAUUCUUUUGAAUUUAAAUCAUUACAAGAUACACUUUCUGAAAUAAAAGUUGAAAUGGAUUCUAAUAAUAUCAAUUCAUUCCAAAAUAAUGUUGAAAUUCACAUUAACCAUAUACAGAGUGGAUUAACACAAAUGGGAAAUCUUCAUGCCUUUACAUCUUCUUUGACAGAAUGAAUUACUAGUGAUAUGGAUUAAUGCAGGGUUUCUUGUAGUAUUAAAUUUUAUGUGUGCUGCUAAAGACUGAAAUAAAUGGUAGGCUUGGUCGGUACAUAUACUCUAUAACAGGCUGUGCUAUUACCGCAGUAUUUCCAACAAUGUGACGUGAAUCAAACACAACAUUACAUUAUACUACUAUUUAACAACUUACUGAAUAAUGAUUGCUUAGUCAUUGAACAUAUAUAUGUACAUUAUUAUUUUCAAACUGUGUAAAUAUUAUACCUGUAUCUCUAUUUACUGUUAAUAAAAUAUAAAUUAAAGAGA
This is a messenger RNA of Patella vulgata (common limpet), 1924 nucleotides long. Its product is annotated as protein lin-9 homolog. Gene Ontology annotation, molecular function: DNA binding. Lineage: Eukaryota; Metazoa; Mollusca; Gastropoda; Patellidae. Bases 38 to 1618 code for a protein of 526 amino acids. Gene Ontology annotation, cellular component: nucleoplasm; transcription repressor complex. The record is from RefSeq and is a predicted model, not a curated record. The transcript has 16 exons. Gene Ontology annotation, biological process: regulation of transcription by RNA polymerase II; regulation of cell cycle; DNA-templated transcription.